This is a messenger RNA of Felis catus (domestic cat), 10186 nucleotides long. RefSeq names its product nebulette (gene NEBL). Gene Ontology annotation, cellular component: Z disc; focal adhesion. Gene Ontology annotation, molecular function: actin filament binding. The transcript has 31 exons. Lineage: Eukaryota; Metazoa; Chordata; Mammalia; Carnivora; Felidae. Bases 2092 to 4980 code for a protein of 962 amino acids. The record is from RefSeq and is a predicted model, not a curated record. Gene Ontology annotation, biological process: cardiac muscle thin filament assembly.
GACUGUUCGGUGCCUCGAUCGCCCUAACUCGCGUGUCUGGAUGAGAGAAUGAGGUUGGGACUUGGAGGUGUCCUUGUCGCUACCGUGGGCAAGCGGUUCUCAAGGUGCUCAUAAGAUAUGCCAGGCUCAACUGGGGAACUCCUUCCGUUUGAUUUCAUCACGGUUACCUAGAGCCUCACACUUUAAUAGCAACGACUAUAUUUCUGAAUAGAUAUUUAACUUAUUUCAUUAAAGCGACUUGCGAAAUGCGUUCACUAGAGAGAUCAACUUGAUGACAAGAAUUGUGUAUUUAGAAAUAUAGUCAUCGCUAUUAAAAGAGUUGUUAUAAUUUAGCAUCUUACACCAUUUUUAAUGGUUCUCUGCUUUUGCGUUUUUCCAAAACAGGACUUUUAUAGGUAAAAUUAUACACCUGACAGUUUUGGUUUUGGCUGUGGCUAAUCAGACAAAAAAUAUAUACACAUAAGGCUAAGUAUCUUGAAUAAUCUUAUUUUGCUAAUUGUGUGUAUGUAAGCUUUCACACUUUAAACUAGAAAUUUGUUGAAAUGAUGUGUUCCAUCGAAUUUCUGAAACAAACAUUUACGUAUGACGUUGCUGUGGAUUUGAAAGCUGUAUCUCGUUAAGUAAUAUAUUUUUCCUGACAAAGAAAAUUGAGGAGAGCAUCAGUUCCCAGCACAUUAGGGACCAAAAGUGUUAAUUCCGUACUACGUGAAGGCAGAUAAAUAGCUUAUCUUCAUUUUCAUAAUUCACGCCUGUGAUUAUGUCUCUUCCAAAGUUUCUUUGAAGUUUGUCGAAAUGUAUUUUUUUUUUCAGAAAAAAAAAAUCAGUUCAGUGUUAGGUAUCCAAGGUAUGAAAAUUGACAACUAUGUACAUGAUACAGAAGUGUGCACAAAUCUGCAAGAUUCAUGCCGUGUUUCAUGAGAAGUGUAUCUUGUGUAUUACUUCCACCGAACUUUGUGUUAUAAACGAUGUUCAUAGAUGUUAUAAACAAUGGAGCCUUAAUUUCCAGGAAGUGUUUAAUUAGCAGAUGGUUUAAACUCGCUGAUGUUUGGCCGUCAUCAUUAUAUAUAACAAUUUGGAGAUAAAAUUGUAGUAUACAAUUUGAGAAAGAAUUUUAUUUGUGAAAAAAAAAACACAACGAUGUGAUGUUUUGAAAAAACUUCUUUAGGGAAUAGCAGGAGGUGGAGGGAACACUUUGUUUUGCCAAAUUCCCUAAGGUUUAUUCAUUAUUUGCUCUUUAAAUGGACAUUUUAGGUUUGUAAGAACUUUUUUUUCCUUUGAAGGUAAAAGGGAUGCAUUUUAAAGAUUCACGUCUUUUGUCCCCUCGUUUUUCUCCCCCGUCGCGACAACCCACCAGUCAUGUGUUACCGCCCUCAUCUUUCUUCCUCUUCCUUCUUUCUUUAAAUUAGAAAGUGAUUUUUGUUUUUCAAAACGCGAGUUAGGGAUACGGCACUGGCAGUUACACAGAAUAACGUUUCUUUCUUUGGAUUAUUUUUGGGGAACUUGAGAAAAAAAACAAAACAAAACCCAAAAUAAUGCCACACAAAACAAAGUUAUAUCGUAAGUCACAAACUGUCACAGAAAUAUAUUUCAAAAAGAACUGAACAUUUCUACUCUAAGACAUCCAUGGGACAGCUACCAUAAGGAUUGCACUCAAUCGAAAGCAGGAAUAUACAUUUUAUUCAACACGUGGAGCUGUCUGCAGAUCCAUUCUUAAUUACGCAAAAACCCCUUUUAACACAGGUAAUGGAGAAAUAUAUGGGGGGGAAGGGGAACACCCCCCCCCUCCCCGCCAAAACCAGAUGACAGGAUCCUGUAUUUUGUGGACUGACUGAUUUUAUUAUACCCUUUGGGACAUACCUACUGCGAGCACAUACUGAACGUUAAAGAAGAUCCGGUAGUCUUGCCUACAUAUUUGUGGAGUCGCCAGAUGUGACCGUCAUUAGUAAUUAUGCCACAUCAUUAUAACUUUGGUGGAUUUUUGCAGCACAGUGGAGAGUCAAUAAGAACUUAUUACACGAUGGGAAAUGAGAAAAUAGCAGCCGCUGAAGUCCACCGAAGGUAUUCUUGAAGCCUGUGAUUGAAGACCUCAGCAUGGAAUUGGCCAAAAAAUGCACCAAACUCAUUAGUGACAUUCAUUAUAAAGAAGAAUAUAAAAAGUCUAAGGACAAGUGUACGUUUGUGCCUGACACGCCCAUGCUAAACCAUGUAAAAAACAUUGGUGCUUUUAUUUCUGAGGCAAAAUACAAAGGCGCCAUUAAGAAGAAUCUUUCCAAUUCUCUGUAUAGGCAGAUGCCAGCCACAAUUGAUAGUGUCUUUGCAAGAGAAGUUACCCAGCUUCAGAGUGAGGUUGCCUAUAAGCAGAAACAUGAUGCUGCCAGAGGAUUGUCAGAUUAUGCUCAUAUGAAGGAGCCACCCGAGAUCAAACAUGCCAUGGAGGUCAAUAAACACCAGAGUAAUAUUUCUUAUAGAAAAGAUGUACAGGACACCCACACGUACAGUGCGGAUCUCAACAGACCAGACAUCAAGAUGGCAACGCAGAUCUCCAAGAUCAUAAGCAAUGCAGAGUACAAGAAAGGGCAAGGAGUAAUGAAUAAAGAGCCUGCUGUAAUUGGAAGACCAGAUUUCGAACAUGCUGUGGAAGCUUCUAAACUUUCUAGUCAAAUUAAAUACAAAGAAAAAUUUGAUAGUGAAAUGAAGGAUAAGAAACAUCGUUACAAUCCUCUUGAAAACGCUUCUUUUAGGCAAAGUCAGCUUGUCACUGCACUGGUGAGCGAUGUGAAGUACAAGAAAGACAUUCAAAAUAUGCAUGAUCCAGUCUCGGAUCUCCCAAACUUGUUCUUAGACCAUGCUUUGAAAGCCAGCAAAAUGCUCAGCCGACGGGAGUAUAGAAAGCUUUUUGAGGAAAACAAAGGAAUGUACCAUUUUGAUGCGGACGCCGCUGAACACUUGCACCAUAAAGGCAACGCCAAGCUCCAGAGUCAGGUUAAGUAUAAAGAAGAGUAUGAGAAAAAUAAGGGGAAAUCGAUGCUUGAAUUUGUUGAGACGCCAUUGUAUCAAGCUUCAAAGGAGGCUCAAAAGAUGCAUAGUGAGAAAGUUUACAGAGAGGAUUUUGAGAAGGAGAUUAAAGGAAGGUCAUCACUCGAUUUAGACAAGACUCCAGAAUUUUUACAUGUUAAGUACAUCACCAACCUUCUGAAAGAGAAGGAAUAUAAAAAAGAUUUGGAAAAUGAAAUAAGAGGGAAAGGAAUGGAACUUAACUCAGCCGUUCUUGACAUUCAGCGAGCAAAACGCGCAUCUGAAAUGGCAAGUGAGAAAGAAUACAAGAAAGACCUGGAGUCAAAAAUUAAAGGGAGGGGGAUGCACAUUGGCACUGAUACCCUUGAAAUACAACAUGCCAAGAAAGCUUCAGAGAUAGCUAGUCAGAAAGACUAUAAGAGAGAUCUGGAGACUGAAAUAAAAGGGAAGGGCAUGCAGGUGGGCACCGACACUCCUGAUAUCCAGAGAGCUAAGAAGGCAUCCGAAAUGGCCAGCCAGAAAGAAUAUAAGAAGGACUUGGAAAAUGAAAUUAAAGGGAAAGGGAUGCAAAUAAGCAUGGACAUCCCGGACAUGCUUCGAGCCAAGAGGGCGUCGGAGAUCUAUAGCCAGAAAAAGUAUAAAGACGAAGCAGAGAAGAUGCUUUCUAACUAUUCUUCAGUGGCAGAUAGUCCUGAAAUGCAGAGAAUCAAGGCAACUCAACAAAACAUUAGUGCGGUAUUUUAUAAGAAAGAAGUAGGAGCUGGCACGGCCAUAAAAGAUACUCCAGAGACUGAACGAGUGAAGACAAAUCAGCAGAAUAUUAGUUCACUCCGGUACAAAGAGCCGUGCCACAAAGCCACGCCCGUGAGCGUCACGCCAGAGAUGGAGAGGGCGAGGAGAAACCAGGAGCAGCUGAGUGCGGUAAAAUACAAAGGAGGAGUUAAACAAGCAACUUCAAUUUCUGAUCCACCAGAGCUGAAGAGAGCGAAAGAAAGCCAGAAGGACCUCAGCAAUGUUUAUUAUAAAGGUCAGCUGGGAAGAGCCACAGCUUUAAGUGUAACUCCUGAAAUGGAAAGAGUGAAGAAGAAUCAAGAAAAUCUUAGUUCGGUAAAAUAUACCCAGGACCAUAAACAGAUGAAAGGUAGACCAAGUCUGAUUUUAGAUACGCCUGGUCUGAGAUAUGUCAAAGAAGCACAAAAUCAUAUUUCCAUGGUAAAGUAUCAUGAAGAUUUUGAAAAGACGAAGGGCAGAGGCUUUACUCCUGUUGUAGAUGACCCCGUGACAGAGCGAGUGAGGAAGAACACCCAGGUUGUCAGCGAUGCGGCCUACAAGGGCGUCCAUCCUCACAUUGUGGAGAUGGACCGGAGACCUGGAAUCAUUGUUGACCUCAAAGUUUGGCGCACAGAUCCUGGCUCCAUCUUCGACAUUGAUCCCCUGGAAGACAAUAUUCAGUCUAGAAGUCUCCAUAUGCUCUCUGAAAAGGCGAGUCACUAUAGGAGACAUCGUUCUCGCUCUCAUUCGAGCAGUACUUUUGGCACAGGUCUGGGAGACGACAAGUCAGAAAUAUCCGAGAUUUACCCCAGCUUUUCAUGCUGCAGUGAGGUAACCAGGCCGUCGGACGAAGGAGGUGGUAAAUUUGAAUCAGUCUCAGAGAACAAUAAUACAGUUUUGCAAACCUGUUCACCUGUCCUUCCUGGAGCCUAUCAGCAAAGCCAUUCUCAAGGCUAUGGGUACAUGCACCAGACCAGCCUGUCAUCCGUGAGGUCAAUGCAGCACUCACCAAAUCUAAGGACCUACCGAGCCAUGUACGAUUACAGCGCCCAGGACGAAGACGAAGUCUCCUUCAGGGACGGCGACUACAUCGUCAACGUGCAGCCCAUCGACGACGGCUGGAUGUACGGCACGGUGCAGAGAACUGGGAAAACGGGGAUGCUCCCGGCGAAUUACAUCGAGUUUGUUAAUUAAUUAUCUCCCCUUGUCUUUGAGCUUUAUUCUAAUGUAUACUAGACCUAAUCUUUUUAAAGGCUAGAAGAUACUUUUAAGACAACUUGGCAGUUAUUUUACAAUAAUCUCUCUCUACUUUGACAAUUAGACACGCAGGUACCAGGAAGAGGGAAUGACUUCUGGGCUGAAAACAGCAGCAUUUUCAGGAAUUGCUGUAAACAAAAUCGUUAGGUCUGGAGACCCUGGUGCUGCUAACUGUGUUAAUGGUUUCCUUUGACUGGCUUUUGAACACUGCUGGGAAAUGUAUUUUUGUAGACUUUAAUAGAGAUGUUGAGUGUCCCUUAAAUGUAACAAGUCUCUGAAACUUCUUAGCUGUCACUUUGGAACCACCAGAAGCCGAUUCUCUUAAUUCAGUAACACGGCCAGUGGUUUAAAAACAGUUCGCUUCUGUGUCAUUGGGGAAUUUCCAAUUCAAGUGAAAAUUGCCUAAUAUAAGAAACGUAAGCAGUGGCAGAAUGACAGUUUGGUUACAAUUAUACUGACUGGUGGCCUUAGGGACCUAGAAACUUCUACCGAACAGACAUUUCCUUGUUCCCUAGGCUGACUUGGGUCUAUUUAUUUCUCAUUUGUAUCAAGGGAUACCCUUCUCUCCACUUACAUCCUGUGGGCCCGAGUCUACGCUUGACUGCACAGAAUGUCAGGACCAAAUGAUGUCACAGCUACUCCGCAAAGGGCAAAGUUUAAAGUCAUCGCUGUUCUUUCCCUAGUAGCUUUUACCCUGCUGCAUGUCACGUAGGUUCAAGCUCUGUAACAUAGGCAGCCGCACUGCCCGUCCCUGUUAUGAAAACAAAAACCGUGGCUGAUAACCUCACAGCCCCUCCCUCUAGCGGCCAGCUCAUCAGAAAAACAUCUUUUGAAAAGUUGCUUGAGUUCCUUUUGCUGUCCUGCACUCUAGUUUCGAAGGAUUUACGCCUUUAGGAAAUAGACGUCUACUCUAGCACAUAAGUGGUUUAGGUGUUUACUGAGCAACUUUCGUUAACUUAAUGCCGCCGUUGAUUGAAAAGGAAAGAAAACGGACUAGGAGCCAGUGACGACGCAGUGUACUAGAGGCGACACGUGAGCAAAAAGUACCCCCCCCUCCACACCGAGAUGAGCCGGUUUCCUGUUUUGGAAAACGGCAUUCAGAUCUGGGAAUGGAAAUCUAGCCACCGAAACCGCUGAGACUUGGAAAGCCUUCCCUUCCACUUUCUUCCGGUUUUUCUUUUCUAAACCACAUUCAGGGGGUAAGGUGAAAUUGCCAACCGAGAUUUUAGGUAUAGGCCCAAGAGGUUGUCCACUGAAAAAAGCAACUGUUGUCCUGUCUCGAAUUUGAAAUGAGAGACCUUGCAGGCUCCUUCUGGACUCACAACCAUGCUACAGCCCUUGCUGGCGGCUCAUGAAGGUUCGCCUGUGGUCCACAGUCUAGAUCGCUGGAGAAAUGAACGUCCAUCAGCGACUCUGUGUUUUUCUGAUGGGUUCAGACGUGCGGGAGGGUAGCGUUUUUGGAGGUCUGGCUCUACAGACUCACUCUACAGUGAUGAAGCUGGAAAAGCCAAGUCACAGAAAUAUGGUGAAAUGUAUGGAUCUUGGGGAUAUCUCCCUUCUAUAGUAUAUGCAAAGAAAUUAACAAAACAUCCUAUAAAGUACCUUUUUUUUUUUGAAGUGUUUAGGAGUCCAAAACCAAAUGCUAACUCAUUUAUACUUUUGGAAAAGUUAGCGCAUACUUUUGAAAAUCGAUAGUUUCAUUCGAUCCGGCUAAAAGAACAAAUAAAACUUUGUUACACUCGAGCUGCAUCUGUAAGACAUUCACAGAAAAAGAAAAGACAGGAAUUUGGGUAAAAAAAAACUAGAGAGUCUUUUUGAGGGGGUUUCACAGAUUACUACAUAACCAACUGGACUGAUUUUUUUCUAUCAGUGAAAUGGUCGGUCAUGAUUAAAUCGACCCCAUUCGUGUUUUGAUAGUCUCAUAGGCAAACCGACAAAGACAAGCUGAAAUUGAAACAUUCUUACAAAAAUUUCUGUGCAUUAAAACCUAGGGCAAUGAACUUGCUCGAUUUACUUAUAUUUCCCCCAGACAAGUCCACUUUUUGUGAAGUCGUUGAUGACAUCUGCAGACUAAGUGUGGGACGGGUACAGUUUUUGAGAAAUAGCACAUUUGAACAGCAGCAGACUUGACAUGAUGCUUAUAAUUUUGAGAAAAUACCGUAAGGCAGCAGUUUGAUGCUCCACGGUCAUUCUCAUCCACUAAUUUCAAAAUCAGAUUCAUGGAAUGUAGAAGUCAAUAAUUAUUAGGGGAAUAAUUCUCCUAAGAUUGGAAGCUUCCCAUAAUGCUUGCACAGCGGGAUGUUUCUGCUCCCAGCCUCUAGGAAUCAAGGCCUGCUCAGAAUUUAACUAGAGAGCAGUUACUCUACCAUAAAGACUGAGGGAGACCGAGAUGUCACGUGCUCCCGACACCAUAACUUGAUAAUGUCACUGUUAUUAAAACUUGUCAGGAUAUUGAGCAUCUCGGCAGAAAUACAGGAAACAUACAUGUAUAAUACCAAAGUGCUAUUUUUACAGGAUCAUUUUUCAAAACUACAUUCUCGAACAGGGGUUCCACUUUGCACGCGCCUCCCCCCUUCAAUUUGGCGACCCGUAUCUCAUACAUAACGCUGGCGGCGAAAGAAGGGUUGGAAAAAAAAAUCCCGUCUUUUACAAAUCAAGUUAAAGGAGACUGGGAAAUGUUCAAGCACAGGGAGCAUGCACUUGAUUUUCUGAAUCUGAUGCAUUCUCAAGCCUGAUAAAAAGCACAAAGGAGCAGGUUGACACGUGCGUAUAAGGUUCCCAAAACACAACUCCACGCGGAUCCUGUCUCUCUUGAGAAAAGCAGAGCCAACAGGAUAGAGGACCUCUGUUGUGAGUUUUUGUAGCAAGCGUUUUUACUAAUUCUCGUUCUCUAGGGAGGAUUUCUAUUUCUCACCUGUGGCAAAACAAAUUUCUUCACACCUUCUUGUCCUCGUUUACACAUCUGCAGCGUAGCCCAGUUUAAAAUUUGUAUCUGGUUGUCAGAUCCCCGCGUGGUCCCUGCCUGUUCCUCAGGCUUCCCCCACCUCCAGAGACCACACAGGAAUUUGCCAGCACAAUUUCUCCGGGCACCUUGUGUGAACAUGGAUGAGGUUGGAUUGGCCCCUCUCUUGCCAAAGAGCUUGGUUCUUUGCUCGAAGGUGAUGGAGAUGUGGUGUUGGCAGGCCGCCCGCGGUCUUUCUCCCCCGUCAUCUCCCCGUCGGGCUUGACGACGCUGCGGGAGGGCGGGAACCAGACUUUUCUCGAACAGUGAAGUUCAGGAGGUACAUACAUCUCUUUUUCAGGUGCGUCCAUGUGCAGCGAAAUGUUUUUAAUGAAAAGAUAAAGAAAACGUGUGUGAUCCUUUAAUAACACAUCCCCUAUAUAAAGUGGAUGGAGUUUAUACCAAAAUUAUAAUAUAGAUAUAUUUUAAAAAGGUGCCUUUUUGAUUGCCCUUGUUAAUCCAUGAUGGUCUUGGAAAGAAAACCAAGCAAGCAAGCAAACUUCUAUCUAUUCUAUAGUAAUAUUUUAUUAUACACGACUGGUAUUUUUGUGGUGGGGGAGUGAGACGCUCCUGACAGAUCCGGAAGGUGGUAACCGAUUGUAUUUUACCUGUAAAGGUUUAGAACUUUAGAAAACACUUUCCCCAUCUAUUUCUGAAAGGUUCUUUGUGGAUUUAUAUAUAUAGUCAGGAUGCAUAAACAUUAACUUCAGGCCUGAGACUUAAAAUACCUAUUGUAAGAUAGAAGCAUUAUGUUAUGAGGCUGAAUUCAUUGCAGAAGAUGAGAUUCACUUCAUAAAUGUCAUUAUACCUUAGCUAUUUGCUUCUGAUAAUCUAAAAGUGGCUAGAGCGUGCAUGUUCUGGGUAACGUGACUCCGAGGCGCGAAAGCUUCAGUUAAGCGAGGAACAACGCGAACUCAGUUAAGAAUGCUAAAACGGAAGUCUCUUUCUGAAGUAUUCCAUGGCCCUUCGGAUCCUUUCCAGGCAGCUGACUGUCAACUGUUCAUUAAAAAAAAAAAAAAAAAAAAAAAAAAAAAAAAAAAAUCAGGACAUUGUAUGAUGCUUGUGUGGCCGUCGUUUCACGAUGUCUAGACCGCUGGAGUCCACAAGCCCGGAAGGAUCCCCAGGGCAGACUUCUCCCCAGCUGUCCAUAUCACUUGAGUAUAGCCAUGGAAUUCAGAUGCUUUUUGUGUUUGCUACACGGUGUCCCGUUCACAUAGUACACGCUUCUUUGUAAACCAGUUGCUGUAAAGAAUGAUUUGCUUUGAAGGUAAAGAGAAAACCGCAUCACAGUCCCAUUUCUUCGGUGUCCAUACAAUGAAUGGCGGAGCCUUUAGAGGCAGCACCAGACCUGUGGCAGGCGUGGUGUGGACAUGUUGGCCUUUGACCUGUGAUGGGAAUAGAGAACUAAACCAAUGUGCAGUUUGGAUUCUGUUUGCUCCAAAAAUGUGCAGUUGUGGUUGAUGAUUCAUUUGCAAGGUUGUGCUAACUUUGAGAGCAGACGGUUUGGGUGGAAACGAUGUUUUUUGAAAUGAAGGGGCUUCUAGAAUGAUACGAUGUUAUGAACAUAAUUUGGCUUUUGUUAUGCAAAUUAACACCAGCUAUUAAAAUAUAUUUUAGUAGAAAUGCUUUAAUUCAUGUUUUUUUCCUCUACACUGUGAAUCUUUAAGCCUUGGUGGACUAGAGCAACAUCGUGCUGCCCAAAGGACUAACCUAUGCAAACUAGUUCACAUUUUAGUGGAUGUCACAGUAAUUGUGUACUAAGACAUUAUUUCCCCCGGGAUAAUGUACAACGGCACUGAAAUAACACCUUAAGCCGAGCAUCAUGUAUGUUUAGUAUAGUCACUCACAAACCCUUCAAAGCUACUAUAAUCAUUAGUAGUGGUAUUUGUUGAAAAAGCAAAUCGCCGAUUGAUCUAUUAAAUCUCCUUGAACGAUGUCAGAACAAGAAUGACAGGUGGAUGUGUCGGCCAUGGCUUCAAUGUGGUCACUGCAGAUGUUCUGUGAUACAACUGUGUUCGGAUGCACUCUCUUCAGGGUAUUAUUAUUCUGUGUCUUCUUUCUGUAUUUGUAAGACAUUACAACGCUUUAAUUUCCUAUCUCUACACAUUCGGUUUGCUUAAAUAAAUGCAGGAUAUAACAAAA